CAAACACAUGGAAGUGAAGAGCUUAAGCCUAAAUGUUGAAGAUACAUCAUGGCUAAUGUUAAAAAAUUUUCCUCAAAGAAAAACUUGUUAAGAAAGAAGUCUUGGAUGAAACCCAAAAACAAGGGUAGUUUCUCUAAAAAAGAUACAUACGGUGAUGAAGUUUUGGAGGUAGCUAGUGAUGGAGAAGAUGAUGAUGAGACAACAAGAGAAGCAAGUAUAUUCUUAUGCUGUUGGGGCUUUUAUCAAAAAAUUAGGCUUGCAGUCAAAACCAAGCAAAAUAACUUCAGAGUUUUCAAAAAUACCACAGAAGGAAAUCAACAUACCCGACGAGUAAGAUCGGAUUUUGAAUGGGUUCGAACAGUCCUGAAUUCUGGAACAUUGGCAGAUAAAGUUGCUGCCUACACACUUUUGAUACAGGAUUCACCAGUUCAUAAUCUCUCUAAUCUUGACUCUUUGAUUGCCAUGGUAAAUACCAAAGGGAAACGCGAGUGUAUGAUGGCAAUUGAUUCUCUACGUGAUCUGUUUUUGUCAGACUUGUUGCUGGAAGACAGAAAACUUUGUAAAUUUGAACAGCAUCCACUCACUAUGUUAGAGGAGCUGUCAAGUGGUAAUCGAGAAGCUAGAGAUCGUCGUCUGUUAUUGUGGUACUUUGAAGAUCAACUUAAAGAACGGUACAAUACAUUUGUACGGGCAUUAGAAAAAAUAUCACAUGAUACAGUAGAAAAGACAAAGCAGAAAGCUAUAACAACUAUGAGUGAACUGUUAACUCAAAAUCCAGAACAAGAACAGUUUCUACUUAGCUGUUUGGUAAAUAAAAUUGGAGAUCCAGUGCAUCGAGUUGCAGCCAGAAUUCCUCACCUACUAGGUAAUCUUUUAAGUAUUCAUCCCAACAUGAAGAAAGUAGUAGCCGAGGAAGUUGAACGACUUCUGUAUCGUCCAAACAUUUCUUCACGUGCUCAGUACUAUGCACUCUGCUUUUUGAACCAGAUGGUUCUGUGUCCCGAAGACAACUUACUUGCCGACCACCUACAGAGUAUAUAUUUUGGAUUUUUCAAAGCCUGUGUCAAGAAAGGAGAAGUAGAUACCAAGAUGAUGAGUGCUCUUUUGUCUGGAGUCAGUAGAAGUUAUCCAUAUACUACAAAAGACAAGAGCACUAACAAGUUGACAGAACAGCUUGACACUAUAUAUCGUGUGGUACAUUUUGUCAGUUUCAACAUAAGUGUACAAGCUUUGAUGCUAAUUUUUCAGGUUUUGGAUUCCCGUGAAGAAAUUACAGAUAGGUUUUACACAGCCCUAUAUCGUAAGCUUCUAGAUCCUCAAUUACAUCAUUCAUCUCACCAAGCGAUGUUCUUGAAUCUAUUGUACAGAGCACUGAAGAAAGAUCCACAUGACCAGCGAGCAAAAGCAUUCAUGAAACGUCUUUUGCAGGUUUGUCAGUACCAUUCACCAACUCUAGUUUGUGGUAUGUUAAUUCUUAUAUCAGAGUUGCUUCGUCACCGUCCAGAACUACUCUCUUCAAAAGGGCAACCAAAACAUUUAUCGGAUGAUGAAGAAGAAGAACACUAUGAAGAUGUACCAGAAGAAGAACCAGCUGAAACAUUUAACUCUUUUGUUAAAGAUACAGAAGAAAAUUCAAACAAAAAGGAAGUUCCUCCUAAGACUCCUUCCUCAUGGAUUCACAGAUCACUGCUACCGUCUGAGCAAGUUGCUAAGAAUGUUUAUGAUUCCAGCCAUAGGAACCCAUUAUUUGCUGGUGCAGAGUAUUGUUCAUUUUGGGAACUUCUAAGAUUAUCUCAACAUUUUCAUCCUUCGGUUGCACUGUUUGCUAGGCAGAUCCUCAACAAUUCAUCCAUUGACUAUAGUGGAGAUCCUCUUCAAGAUUUCACACUUAUUCGUUUCUUAGAUAGAUUUGUGUAUCGAAACCCAAAGAAAGGGACAGAAAAGACUGAAAAAGAUGAACAACAAAGAGUUUUUGGAAGACGGACCUGUUAUGUUCCAAAAAGUGCAAAGAAACUACCAGUAAAUACUGCAGGAUAUCUUCAACAGAAACAGAAAAAUAUUCCAGUUGAAGAAAGGUUCUUUUAUGAGUAUUUCUGUAAGCACCGUGUUAAAAAAUCAAAAGCGCACGAUGACUCUGAUGUGGAAAGUGUUGCAAGUGAUGAGUUUGAGAAAUAUGUAUUAGAAAAAUUUGAGCCUGGUGGCAAAACAAGUAAAAUAGACUUUGCUCAAGAAGUGAACAGACAGAAACAAAAAAGUAAUACGAAAAAAAAGAAAAAUUCAGAUGAAGAUAUGAAAAAUGAUGAUGAUCUAGAUAGUUUGGAAAAUGAAGAUUUCGAUUUUAAUGAUGAUGUAGACUUCCAAAAUGCAUUUAAAGAAUUUGACGAUGACCUUGAAGAUAAUAAAGGUGAAUAUGAUGAAGAUAUGUUUGAUGAAGAAAAUGCUGCCUUUUCUGAAGAUGAUCCAGAUCUCAUGGAAUUUUCUAGUUCACUUAAGAAACCUGCUAACAGGAAAAGAAAACACAUUGACACAAACAUGAGGACAGCUAAAAGAAAAAAUAAAUCAAAGAGCUUUAACACAUCUGAGCUUUUUGCUGAUGCAGAAGAGUUCUCCAAUAUUCUGGAUGAAAAUGUAGGGUCUAAUGUUGAUUCUACUACAGCUGAAGCUAUGGCCAACAAGGACAAUGCUCAUGCCAAACAAUUACUGUGGGAGUCCAAACGUGACAAGUGGAUCAAGGGAAAAGACUGGAAAAGCAAAAGAAGAAUGAAACCUAAACAAGGAGACUCUUUUAGAAGAGGAAAUUUCUCCAAAAAACAGAGAUAUUCAUCAAAAAAUAGCAACAGAAGACAUUAUUAAUUAACACAUUCACAAUGUGAGAAAGAAACAUUUAUCCUGUGAAAUAAUCUUCAGUUUUAAUUGUAAAUUUUUGGUCUUUAUGAUUUUGAAUAAUCACUUGAAUACUUCUAAACAGGCAGUGUUCCAGAAAUAGGUGUGUAAGUCGUAUAUAUAAGCCCUCUAUUUUUUUCACAUUCAUAUUUUAUACAGGUAUGUUUAAUGUAAUCGUAUAAUGAUAUACAUAUGCUGAAUAUUAUUUAAAUGUUCAAUAUUUAAUUUUUUGUUUUUAUCCUAAAAGUCAUAACGAAUACAACUAAUGUUACCGAAUGCUUCAAAAAUUUAAUUUUUAUAUAUUUCAACAGUCAAAAUAUUUGAAACAUAAUAAAAUAUAUUAUUUCAGAAAUAAUCAAGAAAGUGAAGACAUAUAUUCAUUCAUAGUAUUUUCUAUUUUUUUCCUUUGUGUAAGACAAAUCUCAAGGUUCUGCAGGAUUGAGGCUAUCUCAAAAUUGAAAGUUAUGUAUAUGUGUGGAUAUUUUCUAGUGAAUUUUGAGAAGAGUUUAUCUACAAGAAAGUGCUAGAGUUCAACUUUUGUUUUUAGCUGUUCUAAGUUAAUUAAAUUAAAGGAAGAACUUAGAACAUGGAACUUAAAGUUUUGUUUACGGAUAAACCUUUUAAGUUUUCAAAAAAUACUAUGUUUUGCUAAGGAAGAAUUAAGAUAAAUAUAAUUUUACACCUGAAUACUGGUUAAAAUUAUUACAUUUAAACAAAUCUGAUAAAACUUUCAAGUGAUUUGUUAAAUUUCUUACAACCUUCAGAUCAUCAUACACCAGAGAUAUAUGGCCUACCAAGAAUCCAUAAACCAAAUACUCCUUGACGUCCUAUAGUUUCUGCUUUUAAAUUUACAACUGUAAUCUUGGAAAAUUCCUGGCUUGGAAAGUUGCUCCCUUUAUUGCUAAAAGUUUCUUAUUUUGUCACAAAACAAAGAUUCCAACUCAGGUUCCUUUAUAGUCAGCUUUGAUGUGAAAAAUUAUUCACAAAAGUGCCUGUUGAAGAAGCAAGUUUUUGUUAGAAGUUUUCUAGCUGUCUUUUAAUUGGGAACCUGAAAUACAAAUGCAAGGAAAAAAUAAAAAAUAUAUUUUCAAAGACAGAAACUAGACCUAAAAAGAGAAAGAGGCUAAUAACUGUUUCUGCUGAUAAUUGUGACUAUCAUAAUUCUUAGUCAUAUACAAGUGUUUAAGCUAUAUUCACAGUGUCAUAUAUACAUAUAUAUGCACACACACACACAUAUGGUUAGCAGUUUCACAUGUAAGAAAAACGAGGCUAAAGCUAUGGAGACUGUUGGCAGAUACACACACCCAAACUUUUAGGAUUCCUAAGAACAUCAUUUAAACUUUAUUCAAGACUAUACUGUGAAAUUAUAGAAAAGUUUUAACAUUAAUUUUAUGAAUGGUGUUCAUUCAAAGAGAAGGAUGUUUAAAAAGUUUUACAGUGUAUUUACUAUUUGUAUUGCUACAGUUAUUUAAUAAGCAUUGUGCUUUCUAAUUUGGUAAUUGAAUAAGCUAGUAAAUAAGGUUUUGUGUAUAUCUUAUCAUGGUAUGGCAUGAAAUUAAAAAACAAAAGUUGUGUCAUAAUAGAACUGAAAGCCUGGUCUUUCAAGAAUCAUGCAUUUUGGGUUGAAAAAGAUUUAUAAUAUUUCAAAACUUGUAUAUCUAGCAGUUACUUGGUGAAAUUAACAGCAGAAUAGGUAUCACUAAGCACACAAGUGCUUAGUUUGUAGGGAUGGGCCAAGAAGAAUAUGGCCACCACAUUCAGUCUAUUAUUCUAUGAUGCUUACAAGUAAUUGAUAAAGUUGAGUUAUCAUUGAAAAGUUUUGCUAAAGUGGAGAACUGGGAACUAGCUAAAGAGCCAAAGUGUUCAUCUUUCUUUUUCCUCCUCCCAUGCUAGCCAAAAAAAUAACUGAAGUUUUCACAAUAGUUUUAGUAUGAAAGAAAAGCAUUUUUAGAGCACUUGGGAACAGGCAAUCACUAACAAUGGUAAUGUUACAUGGUAGUGCUUAUUAUGUAGGUAUGGGCUGAGAAAAUAAUGGCUAAUGCAUUCAAUGAUGCUUAAAGUAAAAACUAAAGUUGAGUUUAUAGCCUUAAUUGUCAUUAUCAUGUGUUUCACAGGUUGUAUAACAUUAAUAUUAUUCUAUUCUUCUACCACAUGUAUUUUUGUGGGGAAAUAAUAAAAAGGAAAACUAU
Limulus polyphemus (Atlantic horseshoe crab) is the source of this 5072-nucleotide messenger RNA. It is a transcript of the gene Noc1, whose product is annotated as CCAAT/enhancer-binding protein zeta-like. The transcript has 16 exons. Bases 49 to 2853 code for a protein of 934 amino acids. Gene Ontology annotation, cellular component: nucleus. The record is from RefSeq and is a predicted model, not a curated record. NCBI's taxonomy places the organism in Eukaryota, Metazoa, Arthropoda, Merostomata, Xiphosura, Limulidae.